AUGCGCUCAGCACCACCUCUAGGCUAUGAGCUGCGCGUGCUCGAAGACAGCAAGACGAUCUUUGAGAAAGAUAUCGCUAUACAGAUGCGAGACGGCAUCAGGUUGUACGCUGACCUGUAUCGUCCAAUUGACUCGAUAGCCGCGAAAACUCCGACUCUUGUGCUUUUCUUCCCAUUCGGCAAGCAUGGCGCUGUCCCUGCUGAACUGUUCAAGAACAUGGGAGUUGACUUCAGCCGUCUCAGCAAGUACACCCGAUGGGAACUGCCGGAUCCAUUGAAGUGGUGCCCCGAAUAUCAGUACUCACUUCUGAUUGUAGAUGCUCGUGCAACAUGGCAUAGCGAGGGUGAGAUUGCAUACUGGUUUUCUCCCGAGGAAGGCAGAGACGGGUACGAGAUUGUGGAAUGGACGGCUCAACAAUCAUGGAACACGGGAAAGGUGGGAUGGGGAGCUAUCUCGUAUUUUGCCAUGUCGGCGUACCAAGUGGCUGCACUGAAGCCUCCUCACCUUGCGGCGAUCAUGCUAUGGGAAGGUAUCUCAGACACCUACAGAGAGGUUUGUAGCGUCGGCGGUAUUCCCACUCCAACCUUCCAGCAUUUCUGGAUGGGACGUACCGGAAAUGGGCUUUCGUAUUGCGAGUGA
This is a messenger RNA of Exophiala aquamarina CBS 119918, 639 nucleotides long. RefSeq lists its product as uncharacterized. Gene Ontology annotation, molecular function: hydrolase activity. Bases 1 to 639 code for a protein of 212 amino acids. The record is from RefSeq and is a predicted model, not a curated record. The transcript is spliced from 3 exons. NCBI's taxonomy places the organism in Eukaryota, Fungi, Ascomycota, Eurotiomycetes, Chaetothyriales, Herpotrichiellaceae.